UAAUAUAAAACACAAUCUAUGGUAAUUGAAGAACGCGCAAAGUGCUGAAGUUUUCGUUGCGUGGUAGACCGUCCACUAAUCCUCGAUUUGAAAUUCAUGAUGGGCUGCGCAUAAGUUCGUUCCGUUGAAAUUGUUUAUGCCACUAAUCACGGGCAAAAUGCUGUGUAUAAGAGCGGUAUGACAAAUAUCCGGUUAUUUUCAUACUGUAUGCACUUCGGCGACUUGUCAGUCCGCGCGAGUGGAGGGUCUCAAAUGGCGCUUAUGUGCAAUCACUGGGAGUGCAAUGCUAACAAAUAGUCCAGCUGUCUUUGACAAAAUGGUAGGGUGCUCGCGUCCAGCGGGUGGUGAUAAAUUUUUACACACAUAAUUAUAAAAGCGUCUCCGGUGACGGGGUACAAUGAAUACUGAUAACCAUGAUCGAACGAAGCCCUGCGUUAGCAAGUCACCCGCGAGAAUCGAGCUUAAUGUCGACGAAAGCGCGUUCGACGGUAAACGAAUCAAGAAGGAACGAACUGACGUUUCUCCUGAGAAUGGUGAAGGUAGUAAUAAUGCCGGUAUUAAUGACAAUAACAAACAGUUACAGUCAAAUCAGCGGCUGGCUACCGGCAAAUUUUCAAACGGCUUCCACGACGACGACCUACUUCAAGAUAUUAUCGCGGCCAAGUUCACGGCCUUAACAAAUCAUGGAACAACCAAGUGCGACAAAAUUCGGCUCCUAAUCGAGGAUAGCAUCAGGUUAAUUGAAGAAUCAAAAACACAUAUUCAAGAAAUUUUUUCACAAAUUGAACAACUGAAAAUAGAAGAAAAAUUGUUGUUGUACCUGAAACUUCCAUUAUCAUUGACCAAUAGCGGGGCAACUGUUGAUCCUUUAAGACAACCAUUGAAUCCGCUAGGAAACCGUUAUGAAAUUCAUCAAACUAUCAUGUGGAUUAAAACGCAUUUGGAAGAAGAUCCAGAUGUUUCAUUACCAAAACAAGAAGUUUACGAAGAAUAUAAUAUGUAUUGUACACGAAAUUCUAUGAAACCUUUAUCAACUGCUGAUUUUGGAAAAGUUAUGAAACAAGUAUAUCCCAGAGUUCGACCACGCAGAUUGGGCACCCGAGGCAAUUCACGUUAUUGUUAUGCUGGAAUGCGUAAAAGAGUGAAGUUGGAUCCUCCAACAUUGCCUGAUAUAUCUGGCACUCAAAUUGGUGAUGAAGUAGAUGAAAAUAUUACUGAAGAAAUGUUAGGAGCUGCUUCUACGCUGAUCAGAGAAUGGGCAGAAAACCUGUUGGGUUUAAAAUUUCCAACUUUGAGUGCCUUAGCACGUCAUCUCGUUGAUAAUCUUUGUGUUGAUACUCGAUCUCUUUCUGCUGUGUGUAUAUUAUGUGGUUCAGGAAAUUCUAAUUCAUCGACAAAUAAAGAAUCGAGUACAGAUUUGCAUAUAACACCCAUAAGUGGGAAAUCUGGAAAACUCAGAGAAGCACAAUUACAAUUGCAACGAAAAUUACAGCAGCGAGAACAUAUAAGGGAUCAAAAGCAUCGUCAUCUUGAUACUAUUAUACAGAAUCAGAACAAAGAGAAGACUGUUGAUAAUAAAAUGGGGGUAUCUAAAGGAAAUAAGAAACUAAAAUUCAUUCAGUCAUCUCAAGGUACAAAUCCAUCAAGUGGGCAAAAUGCAUUAACUAAAAUAAGUUUAUCUGCUGUAGUAACAAAUAGGCAGAAAAAAAUUGUUAAAGCUAAUAGUCAGCCAUCUAACAUCUCCUUGGAAUCCAACUGUGAUAAUAUAGUGGUACAAUCGAUCGAAGACAUACAGAAUAGCAGUCCUAGUAUAACGACCAACUGUACGAAUACACAGCGUGAUAUCAAAUCCAAAAAUUCCAGAAAGCGUGCCAAUCCAGUUGUAUUGAAUCAAUCAUCAGAAACAAGCCCUGAAAAACAAACAAAACUUACAGAGCAGUUGAUACAAGAGAAUGUAGAGCAUUCCAAUAUGUUGUUGCCUAAACUUACAUCGAUACAACGUCCUGGAAAAAUAUCGGUGAUACUAGGUAGUAAUUUGAAAUCUACCAAGUGCAAAGGAAACGAGGCUGUCGACAAUCAGCCUACUAAAAACUGUGAUAUCGAAUCGUCAACAUGUUCCAAAAGUUGCAUUAAAGUAAACAAUUAUCCUAGCAAUUUUGAUCGUAGUUCAAACACAACCGAAGAUUCUACAGUUUUAACGAAAGAUCAGAUUCGAUUAUUGCAAGAAAACGUUGAUAAAACCGAGAAACUUGGCUCGAUCGAAUCGGAUGCUUUGGACGAUUAUUUAAACGGAGGUAACAAUUCCCAGGAGCAGGAAGAAGAAUUAUUACAGUAUUUUCAACAAAGUAAUUCAUCGAGUUCUGAUGUAGAAGCUAAUGGUAUCGCUAUCGAUGAACAAGUAUCAAGAUCUGAUAAAGUUUCACAAUUAAGAUUAAUUUUACAACAAAAUUUAAAAGCAGGAACUGUACACGCAUCCAGUGAUGUAUUACCUGCUGCUAUUAUUAGGCAAAACGUAGACAAACGUGAGAUAACUCAAAAGCAUAAUUUAAUAUUACCAACAUUGCUGAAUCAUUCGAAUCAAAAUAAUACGAGGCGUAGGGUCAGUUUUGAAACGAACGUUGUAGAACAUGUGCAAGAUUCAAAUGUCAUUACUAAUAGAGUUCCGCAAAGUCCAAACACUCGUCGUCGAAUAUUUAAUUUCACACCAAUAUCGCCUGGUCCGCAUUCACCCAUUAAUGGCCGCGCUUCUAAAUCAAAUUCAGCAAACGCCAGUCCGUUUGUUUCACCUCGGAAUACACCAGUACCACGUUCCAGAAGUAAUUUGCAAACGAGUAGUUUCAGAGUGCGUGCUCAUAAAUCGUUGUCGCGUUCGAUAUCCUGUAGUAUGCCUUAUACUAAUAAAAACGAUACCUUCGUUGUUCCCACCAGUGGUCCGGAUAUAAUUAGGCAAACAUCGUCUACGCCACAAUUACCGUUGAUUUCUACGAAAUCGUCGGAAGUACAGGUUGAUAGUGGUACCAUGCAAAUUUCUGUUAUACCAAAAAAAGAAGGACAAGGAUCACAGUGCGCUGCAUUUUUAUCUUCUGAUCUAGCACCACAGAAACAAUUACUUAUUAACUAUCCGAGUCAAGAAAAUUUGCAGGAAAUAAAAAAUGUUUACCGGAAAAGCCAACCUGAUCAAGAAAUUAGCGAAUUAUUUCAUAACAAUAAACAGUUUUCCAAUGAACUUUACAGAUCACAAUCAGUUCCAUUACACAGGAUGGUUAAUCCUGCAUUAAUGUCACCUAUCUCGACACAACACUGUUUACCUUCGUUUCAAAGUCACAGUUUUAAUCCGUCUACAAGCAGUUCUGUAGCACCUACACCAGUACCUAGCGAGUUUAACGAUUUCGGAUCGAUAGGUCAAUCAGAAGGAACUUCAGCGUACUUACUCGACGAUGUCGAUCCAAAUUUCAUAUCGGACGAUCAACAUUUCUUAAUGAGUGAUAAGGAAAUUACAUCUGAAAAUAUAACGAAUAUAUUAAAUAUUUUGAACGUAGAAGGGACACAAAGUUUAGAGAUUUUACCAGAGCAACCUACAGAGGAAAGCCUGAUAGAAAAUAAUUCAAUAGUGUUGGGUGCUCUACCAAAUUCAAAUCUAAGCCUGUCAGAAGAGGAUAUGCUGGAUUCGUCGAAUGUACUGAAUGUUCCAGAAGGUGGAACCUUACAGAAAAUAAUACAGUCGCGUUCUUAUCCUAAUACACCGCUACCUGUGUCAGUGUGUGCAUACGCACCAUCUUAUACUGAAGAUAGUAAUGGAUCAAGAUCAUAUCCUUCUACACCGUUGCAUACAGUUCAGUCGCAAGAAACUUAUCAGGAGACUAACGAACCGAUACUUUCAAGUCCCACUUUGAACUCUUUAAACUUACACAAUGAAUCUGUAAAUGAAUCUACUUCUAUCAGUUUGUGUAGGAACGUUGUGGAUUUACUCGAAGCUAAUUUUCUAGGAGAAACUGAUACGGAAACGAACGAUUUAGACCCACUUAGUAAUUUUGAUGGAUUGCAAGAUGUUGAUUCAUUGACACCUUUAUUCAAUGAAGUAACAGAGCCUAAUCGUUGAAAGCAUAUAUGCAAGAAAAUUAUUUCAUGGAUUUUCUGAUUUUGCAUAAUGAUCUACCAAAGGUUGGAAAAAUAAUUCUUAAAUUAUAUGUUUGCAUGAUUUUAUUCUAUAGCGAUAAUACUAUGCAUAAGUAUUCUAUUUUAAUAUGUGACAGUAUAAACAAAUGUAAAAUCUUAGUUCCUAGUGUUAACAUCAGACGUUCGAAGUCACAGUGAUCGAAUAAAGAUACAUCAGUUUAAGC
Osmia lignaria (orchard mason bee) is the source of this 4340-nucleotide messenger RNA. RefSeq lists its product as uncharacterized. Gene Ontology annotation, biological process: regulation of transcription by RNA polymerase II. The record is from RefSeq and is a predicted model, not a curated record. Gene Ontology annotation, molecular function: DNA-binding transcription factor activity, RNA polymerase II-specific; RNA polymerase II cis-regulatory region sequence-specific DNA binding. NCBI's taxonomy places the organism in Eukaryota, Metazoa, Arthropoda, Insecta, Hymenoptera, Megachilidae.